This is a messenger RNA of Mytilinidion resinicola, 1167 nucleotides long. RefSeq lists its product as uncharacterized. Bases 1 to 1002 code for a protein of 333 amino acids. Gene Ontology annotation, molecular function: hydrolase activity, acting on ester bonds. The record is from RefSeq and is a predicted model, not a curated record. Lineage: Eukaryota; Fungi; Ascomycota; Dothideomycetes; Mytilinidiales; Mytilinidiaceae. The transcript is spliced from 5 exons.
AUGAAAGUUUCAAUCUUAGCUGCGGUCAUCCUGGCACUUUCUGCAUUCACAGAAGCGCUGCCAAAGCCAAAGAAAGUUUGGCCAGGAUGGAAAGGGAUCAAAUACUUCUUUGUGUUCGGCGACUCUUAUACAACAACAGGCUUUAAUGUCAAUCUAGCCCAGCCGAAUCCAUCCAAUCCAUUAGGCAAUCCUGACUUCCUAGGCUUCACAUCUUCAAACGGUCCAAAUUGGGUCGACUUCCUCACCCUCACAUACAAUUGCAGCUACAUCCAGACCUACAACCUCGCCUUCGGUGGCGCAACCGUCGACUCCGCCCUCGUCAUGCCCUGGAAACCAACUGUGCUCUCUCUCAAACAACAAGUCCGAGACGAGUACCUCCUGGCCUACGGAUCCCACCCAAAGGGCGUCCCUUGGGCCUCAUCCGACUCACUCUUCUCCAUAUUCAUCGGCAUCAACGACAUAGGAAAUUCGUACUCUGCAAAAAACGCAUCGCUAUAUCCGAUCAUCUUUAAGGAAUAUGAAGGGCUCAUUAAACAGUUAUACAACACCGGCGCGCGCAACUUUCUCUUCCUCACUGUGCCCCCCGUUCACCGCUCCCCCCUCACCCUCGCUACGGACUCUGCCUCCCAGGUUCUCGAAAAACACGCCAUAGCCGAUUUCAACGCGCGCAUCGCGCACCUCGCCUCUUCCCUCCGGUCUACGCACUCCGACGCCACCGUCUUCGUCCACGAUACCUAUUCCCUCUUCAACAAAGUGCUGGAUAACCCAAAGUCCCUGCCUCAGACUAAGGGAUAUAAGAAUACGACAGCGUACUGUGACGAGUAUGCAAACGGUACGCCGGAGUGGGACAGCUUCAAUGCGACAUGUGGGAUUCCGGUGGACGAGUACUUCUGGUUGAAUAGCUUGCAUCCUACGUAUCCGAUGCACAAUGCCACUGCGGCGACUAUCGUAAAACUGAUCGACCCGAAACCAUGGUGGUGGGGCUGGGUCUGGGGGUGGUAGAAGUCGGUUGCCUCCAUUCGCAUGAUGGUGAACGAGUUAGCUUUGGAUAAUUGGGAACGCAUGGAGAAGAGGAGAGGCCAUGAAUACGCGCGUAAUGUAGAGAAAUUAUUGAAAGUGCAGGAGAUGUUGUGCAACCACUAGUAUACAGUAGGAGUGCGUCACGUG